Molecule: messenger RNA, 1338 nt
Organism: Clavispora lusitaniae ATCC 42720
Lineage: Eukaryota; Fungi; Ascomycota; Pichiomycetes; Serinales; Metschnikowiaceae
Gene: GDI1
Product: Gdi1p
Biological process (GO): protein transport; small GTPase-mediated signal transduction; vesicle-mediated transport
Cellular component (GO): cytoplasm
Molecular function (GO): Rab GDP-dissociation inhibitor activity
Source: RefSeq, a predicted model, not a curated record
AUGGAUGAGAAUUACGACGUAAUUGUCUUGGGAACAGGUCUUACUGAAUGUGUCCUUUCCGGAAUUUUGUCUGUCGAAGGUAAGAAAGUGCUCCAUAUCGACAGACAGGACUUCUACGGAGGUGAAUCUGCGUCUUUAAACUUACUGCAAUUGUACUCCAAGUUCAAGCCUUCUUCUCAAAAGCCAGAUAAUAUCGGUGGACGUGACCGUGACUGGUGUGUUGAUUUGAUUCCAAAGUUUUUGAUGGCCAAUGGUGAAUUGACAAACAUCCUUGUACAUACCGAAGUCACAAAGUACAUUGAGUUUAAGCUGAUUGGCGGCAGUUAUGUUUACCGUUCCGGAAGAAUCUCUAAAGUGCCAUCGAACGAAAUGGAGGCAUUGAGAAGCUCAUUGAUGGGAAUCUUUGAAAAGAGAAGAAUGAAGCGCUUCAUGGAGUUUGUCGCUGCGUACGAUGAAAAUGAUGCCUCUACUCAUAAGUCCAUGGAUUUGGAUAAGAACACCAUGGACGAAGUCUACACUUAUUUCGGAUUGGAAAAGGGCACUAAGGACUUUAUUGGCCACGCCAUGGCAUUAUGGGCCACCGAUGAUUACAUGCUGGAACCAGCCAGACCAACCAUUGAGAGAAUCAUUCUCUACGUGCAAUCUGUCGCAAGAUACGGCAAGUCCCCAUACAUUUACCCAUUAUAUGGUUUGGGCGAAUUACCCCAAGGUUUCGCUAGAUUGUCUGCCAUUUACGGUGGAACUUAUAUGUUGGGCACUCCUAUCGACGAAAUUUUGUACGACGAAAAUAAGAAAUUUGCAGGAGUGGUGACUAAAGAAGGUACGGCAAAGGCACCAAUUGUCAUUGCUGACCCAACCUACUUCCCCGAAAGAGUGAAGAAAACCGGCUCUAAGGUUAUUAGAGCCAUGUGUAUAUUGGAUCACCCUGUUCCUAACACUAAUGACUUGGACUCCGUGCAAAUCAUCAUUCCACAAUCUCAAGUUGGCCGCAAACACGACAUUUACAUUGCUGUUUUGUCCGAUGUCCACUGUGUGGUUCCAAAGGGCUACUAUCUCGCCAUCGUUUCGACCAUUGUCGAAACAGACACCCCUCACGUGGAGUUGGAACCUGCCUUUAAAUUGUUGGGCUCGAGGCUCGACACAUUGAUGGGCCUUGCAGACUUGUAUGAACCGGCUGAUGACGGUACAGAGAGCAACAUUUUCAUUUCUAAAAGCUACGACUCCUCGUCUCACUUUGAGAGCACAACUGAUGAUAUUAAGGACUUAUAUUUCAGAAUCACUGGAAAGCCUUUGGAGUUGAAGAAGCGCUCUACAGAUGAAGACUUGGAAGGUCUUUGA